AUGGCCACCGCCAGGUACUCGACCAUCUUCAUGGUUCUGGUGGUGCUCCUAGCCUCGGCGGCUUUCCCGGCGGCAGCGAGCCAGCUGAACCUGUACACGGGGGUCAAUUGCUCCGGCAGCUUCACAGCGUGCUUUGACCGGAACUGCUGCACUGUCCCCUCCAAUGCCGUCAGCUACCGGUUCUACUACAACCCGAACUGGAGGGCCUUCUUCUACGGCGCCGUUAGGUGCGAGAGCAGCGCCAGCAACGUUCUCGCUGGCGACGUCGUCUGCGCCAAUGGGGUGAACUUUAGGAGCGCCUUGCUCACCGACGGCAGCUCUAUCGAGAUGGUGACCGAGGAGCAAGCUCCCGUCGACAAGGUGUAAGAGUAAAUAAAGCCUCCUGCCGGCGGCGCUGCCGGCCUUGGUCGGCAAUCGCCGGCGGCGGGUAUAGCGGUGGUUGUGCAUCUAUCGUGUGCAGUUCAGUCUCAUCACUUUCUCUAACCUGCUACGCCCGGGUGGGGAAAGAGAAAACGAUUAAGUGGGAAGGUUAUCUUCAUGUGCCUUAAAUGUUUCUUUCAAUAAAACUUGAUCAUAUUCUCUACCACAGAAGGAACGGACAGUUUCAAGUCCCGGCCUGAAGAUAGUUGUGUUAUAAAAACAAACAAAUUGAGCAUAAAACGUCUCUAUCCUCUUCGUGGUUAGUAAGGUUUUUAUCAAUUCUCUCUUGAUCAGCAGAGCUUAUGAAAUUAUUGCAGGAUGGACAUUGUUGCGGUUGUUGCUAAAAAGUCAUUAUUUGCGAAUAUUUCUGUCUAAAUUAAAUUUCUUGCAAGAAUUUCAAAAUGGAAGGUAUUACUGUUAG
This is a messenger RNA of Spirodela intermedia, 841 nucleotides long. Lineage: Eukaryota; Viridiplantae; Streptophyta; Magnoliopsida; Alismatales; Araceae. The record is from the annotation of a GenBank genome assembly.